AUGUCAGUCCGGCUCAUUUUGCUUCUUAUUACCUUAGAAUUAUUAUGCCAGGUUUCUGGAAAAAGUGUGGCCAAGCCAGAGCAUCAAAAGAGACACAAAAGACACAUCAAAUUGCCAUUUGUUGGUAAGCCUUGUACCUCUCAACCUUAAAGCCCUCAAAAAUAUCCAAAAUUUCAGCCGAAGAUUUGUCAAACAAUCCAGAAGUUCGUCGAGUUCUUCUAAGUUGUCCAAAAACCAAUGAGAAUGAGCCGAAAAGAUAUUUGGAGUUUGAAGAGCUUUGCGAUGAUAUUCGAGAUUGUCCAAAUGGCGAGGAUGAGGAGGAGCAUUUUUGCAUGUUUAAGAAAUUAGUAGGUUUUGGACUUGGGCUAAGUGCACUAGGGGUUCUCCUCUCUCUCUUCAGAAGCUCAUAAAUGUUUUCCAGGAAGACGCGGAGAUCCAGCGCCUCAAGAGUAACAUCCGAGCAGUAAUUCGUGCUAGAAGUCGUAAACAACGUCCAAUCAACCAAUUCGUCACCUCCCAUCAAACCCACAAACUCGAACAAGACGUAGAAGAUGAGCAAGAAGCAAAAACUGAAGAAAAAAUUAACAAAUUUGUGAUGAACAAACUCUGGGACGAAAACGAACAUCACGAUUAUGAUGAUUCUUAUGAAUCAGAAGAAGAAGAAGAAAAAGAAUCGGAAGAGCAAGCCAAAGAAUCGGCAAAAAAUGCGAAUAAAUCGAGAAUCUCUGAAGCAUUCCGUGUCACAUCAUAA
This is a messenger RNA of Caenorhabditis angaria, 751 nucleotides long. The record is from the annotation of a GenBank genome assembly. NCBI's taxonomy places the organism in Eukaryota, Metazoa, Nematoda, Chromadorea, Rhabditida, Rhabditidae.